Messenger RNA from Microsporum canis CBS 113480, 705 nucleotides. RefSeq names its product translin. Gene Ontology annotation, biological process: RNA metabolic process. The transcript is spliced from 8 exons. NCBI's taxonomy places the organism in Eukaryota, Fungi, Ascomycota, Eurotiomycetes, Onygenales, Arthrodermataceae. The record is from RefSeq and is a predicted model, not a curated record. Gene Ontology annotation, cellular component: cytoplasm; nucleus. Bases 1 to 705 code for a protein of 234 amino acids. Gene Ontology annotation, molecular function: RNA binding; single-stranded DNA binding; sequence-specific DNA binding.
AUGAUGAUUGACACGGCGAUAUUCGAGACCUUGCAGUCGAAAAUCGACGAAGAGACCAAGAUCCGCGAUGAAAUUCAAGAAAUCGUCCAGGAGCUCUCUAAACGAGGCAGAGCUGUUCAGGCACUUCUAUCGCGGGCUCACUCCACGCCUCCGUCUCGAAUAACCCCCAUCCUCGACGAUGCAACAAGAGAGAUCUCAGCGCAGCGAGAGGAUAUCGUCAAGCUGGUGACCGUUGCUUCAAAGCAUCCGUUCUACAAAUACAAUCACCUCUGGACUAGAGAGCUGCAGAACUUGGUCUUCUCAAUCGAAUUUUGCAGUUGGCUUGGUGGCAUGAAGGGGAUUGCUGGUGAAAAUUCAAGCUUCAUGACCAUCGAAGACGUGGGGAAAUUCCUUGCUAUUCCUGUUAAUUUGAAGGACCAAGACGCCUUUCACCUUACCAUCGAGGAGUACCUGCAUGCUCUCAUUUCGCUCGUUGAGGAACUGUCGCGUCUUGCCGUCAACUCGGUCACACUUGGCGACUAUACCAGGCCUCUACAGAUCCAUACUUUUAUCUCCGACCUUCAUGCAGGCUUCCAGCUCCUUAAUCUCAAAAAUGACUCUCUGAGAAAGCGAAGCGAUGGAAUCAAGUAUAACGUCAAGAAAGUUGAGGACGUGGUGUAUGAUUUGUCUCUCCGUAACUUGAUUCCUAAAAAGGGGUCUGAAUAG